Aspergillus aculeatinus CBS 121060 is the source of this 1710-nucleotide messenger RNA. Its product is annotated as MFS general substrate transporter. The record is from RefSeq and is a predicted model, not a curated record. Lineage: Eukaryota; Fungi; Ascomycota; Eurotiomycetes; Eurotiales; Aspergillaceae. The coding region runs from base 1 to 1710 and encodes 569 amino acids. Gene Ontology annotation, cellular component: membrane. Gene Ontology annotation, molecular function: transmembrane transporter activity. Gene Ontology annotation, biological process: transmembrane transport. The transcript has 3 exons.
AUGACGACGGAACAGGUCCUGCCAGUGACUCGUGAGCGUAACAUCGAGGCCCAGAGUGCCUUUGCCUCCACUCUGGUGGCCGAUGUCGAGAAAGCGCCUCACCCCAAGGAGUCUCCUUCGGACAGACCGCACACCAAUGUCUACGGAUCGACGAUCGACACCCCGACUUCCCAGGCGGGAACGGACGCGGUUUAUGCGGCCAAGGCGGCGCUCUUGAACCAAGCCUUGUUGGACAUGGGUAUGGGCCUGUACCAGUGGUUGCUCUUUGUGAUCACCAGUGUCGGAUGGUUUCUGGACAGUUUCUGGCUGAUGUCGUUCUUCAUUAUCGCCCCGUCCGCCGCCAACGAGGCGCAAUUCUUCUACUCGUACAACAAGGAGGCUUACCUGUUUAUCAGCUUGUUUGUUGGCAUCACCACCGGUGCGACGGCCUGGCCCUGGAUGUCCGACUUCCUGGGCCGCAAGUGGAUCUUCACCAGCACCGUCGUCCUCAUGGGCAUGGGAGGACUGGUGGGAGCCGGAAUGCCCGCCUUCACGGGUCUUUGUGUGGUGGGAUUCGUUGUGGGCUUUGCGGUGGCUGGAAACCAAGUUGUGGAUGCGAUGAUCCUGCUGGAGUCGGUUCCUGCCUCGCACCAGUUCUUGGUCACCAUCCAAGGUGCUUUCUGGGGACUGGGACAGCUCGUGGCGUCAGCUGUUGGCUGGGCGUUCAUCGCGGAGUACACAUGCGGCACUGGUCCCGACGAGGUCAGCACGGCGACAGCACUCUCCCACCAAUCCCGCGCCACAGGAUCCGGUAGCGGUGGCGGCGGCGGCGGCGGCAGCAGCAGCAGCUCCUGCCACUAUGUCAGCAACAAGGGAUGGCGAUACGUGUGGUGGACCUUCGGCUGCAUGACUCUGUUCUUGUACCUCUGCCGCUUCGCCUUUCCCCUCCGCGAGACGCCCAAAUAUCUGCUCUCGAAACGCCGGGACGCCGAAGCGACGCAGCUGGUCAAGGACAUGGCAGCCUACAACAAGCGGCGCACCUGGCUGGACGAGUCGUCCUUCGCGCGCAUCGACUCGACCGUGGACGCCAGCACGCCCGGGUCGCGUCGACCAUCCCGCCUCAAGGCGCUGCUGUCAUCCGCCGGCCCUCUCGGCCUUGCCGCGCUGUGCCUCCUCUGGUCCGUCACGGGGCUGACCUUUAUCCUCCACAAGACCUACAUCAGCACGUACCUCAUCACCAAGGGCGUGGCCUCGAUCACCGCCACCACCGUGACCACGGACUAUCUGUACAGCCGGUACCUGUACGUGGCCACCUGCGCCAUCCCCGGCCCGAUCAUCGCCGGCUUUCUGAUCGAGGCCAAGGGUCUCGGACGCAAGCGCACGGGGGCCGUGCUUGCGGUGCUGACGGGGCUGUUCAUGUUCCUGGCGACGGUGUCGCGAUCCCGCGACGCGCUCUUGGCGUUCGAAUGCCUCCUGUCGUUCCUGGGGGCUGCUAACCUGGCCGUGCUCACCACGUACACGGUGGAGCUGUUCGCCGCGCCCUUCCGCGGCUUCGGUCUGGGUGUGAUGGGUUUCCUGUGCGGGUUGUUCGGGCUGAUCGCGUCGGUCGUGACGACGUUCGAGAGCAGUGCUGCCGGCGGCGCGGCGGUGUGGUUCUCCGGUGCGAUCUGGGUGGUGAUGGGUGCGGCUUGGAUGGGCGUACCCGAGACCAAGGGUCGUGCUGCUGCUUAG